Messenger RNA from Acromyrmex echinatior (Panamanian leafcutter ant), 2032 nucleotides. RefSeq lists its product as uncharacterized. The record is from RefSeq and is a predicted model, not a curated record. NCBI's taxonomy places the organism in Eukaryota, Metazoa, Arthropoda, Insecta, Hymenoptera, Formicidae. Gene Ontology annotation, cellular component: nucleus. Gene Ontology annotation, molecular function: RNA polymerase II cis-regulatory region sequence-specific DNA binding; DNA-binding transcription factor activity, RNA polymerase II-specific. Gene Ontology annotation, biological process: regulation of transcription by RNA polymerase II.
UUGAGAAAACAGUGGCCAAUUUUAGUCAUGAUGUAAAUCAUUUCUCUUCUUUCCAUUUGGACAGUACACAUUGGAGUUGUCGAAACAGUGGGUGGUCAAUUGAUUCGUCUCUCCGUUACGAGGAUGAUGAUGAUGGACAUGGGCAUGUACGGGACCUAUGGCAAACCUGACUCAUAUCCUAACUAUGUGUUCUCGGGUCAAGGAAAUCAUCAUCAUCAUCACCACCACCAGCCUUCAUCCGUCGGUGGUCACGUGUCUGUGCCUCCUUCCCCAGAGGUAGCUCCAACUCAUUACUACCCCCAGACUGCAGUGGCGCCAUAUUCUUCAUCGUCUUCCGAGAGUUUCUUGACCGCCGAUUCGGGCACAUCGUCCAGUACGCCGCCUCAAGGCUUCUACUCUCCGACGGGUGCCGUUCUCCACGAGAAUGGCUCCACUACGGCGAUAAUUUCUUCGGAGAAUGGUCUGAGCUACACCAAUCUGGAUUACGCGUCAUCCUCAUCGUAUCCAAAUCAGCAGCAGCACGCAGUAGCCUCGGUGGAUCCGCAUCAAAGUUACCACGUUCAACAGCCUCCUUACAGAGAAGAUUCUCAUCAUCAUCAUCAUCACCAUCAUCCACCCAGUAGUAGCAGCUUGCAUCAAACUACGGUACCCCCAACUAGUCAUCCAAGAACGGAGCACGAUCAACAACUCCAUCAUCAAUCUUCUAGUCAUCACCAUCAUCAUCAUCACCAUGAACCCGAUUAUCCAAUAACAGUUGGUGGAACUUCGAAUUAUCUUCAUCAACUACCCUCCUCGGACGAAUCUUUGCAUUAUCAAACUCAGAUUCAACAGAGCGAGUUUUCCACGCAUCCGUCGGCACAUUAUAAAGAAGAGAACUCGGACACAACUACCUAUCACAUUUUGCAACAAUCCAGUCACCUUCAACAUCCUCAUCAGCACGGACAUCAUCAUCAACAACAACAUUCGCAUGCGCAUCAUUCGCAACAACAUCAGCAGCAACAACAACAGGCGCAAGUACCCACGUACAAGUGGAUGCAGGUCAAGAGAAAUGUACCCAAGCCAGUCGCAACGAAAGCAAAUCCUAACGUAAUCGAAUUUGGUGGCGGCGCAGCCGCGGGAUCAAACUCAUCCGUGUACGGAAGCACCGCCAGCGGAACAGUGAGCUGCAUCGCCGGUUCGUUGGCUGGUAUAGCCGGUAGCUUCAACAAUACAGGACGCACGAAUUUCACGAAUAAACAGCUCACCGAACUGGAGAAAGAAUUUCACUUCAACAAGUACCUGACGCGAGCGAGGCGUAUCGAGAUCGCUUCCACGCUGCAGCUUAACGAGACGCAGGUGAAGAUCUGGUUUCAGAACAGACGAAUGAAGCAAAAGAAGCGUAUGAAGGAGGGUCUGAUACCGGCGGAUAGCACGAACGUGACGCCUCUGAGCGGUGCUAGGAGCAGCAGUAAUUCUCCGACGGGCUCGUCCAGUCACGAAAUCGGCGGUCUCGGUUUAUCUAAUUUUUCUAGUGACAACAGAAGAGAAUCACCCCCAUCUUCCAAAGAUUGACGCGACUUUUGCUGCAGUAACGAACGGCACUAUGGUCUAUGAUUCGAUAAUUAGUAAAGCUCACUAAUCAGAGCUACUAAUUGGUUACUAAUCAGAGCUGAAAGUUUCAAAAGAAUCAUGACAAUUACUGCAGCCACGAGUCAUUUUUAAUUCAUUAUUUUUAAUUCACUAUUUCAGGCUGCAUCAUGAGAACAUAAUACGGCGAAACAGUUAAGACAAGUAAUGUCACUCUGUAUCCUGAAAGUAGAGAUAUGUGAUAUAUAUGUAUAUGUAUAUACGGGAUACAUCUAUCUUCCCGUUUCUAAACUAUAAUAAGAGUAAGUAUGACAUUGAUUGUAAUUCCAUCAUAUUGUACGGUUCAUCCGAAUUCAAAAGUGGCGAAUAAAAAUUAAGGCCACAAAAAAAGGUAUCAAUACGGUUUUAUAUUAUAAUGUUGUGUUCCGGAUCGUCUCUUCGUUCCGAUCCUUUUAUUUCUUUUAAU